This is a messenger RNA of Brassica rapa (field mustard), 575 nucleotides long. RefSeq lists its product as uncharacterized. Lineage: Eukaryota; Viridiplantae; Streptophyta; Magnoliopsida; Brassicales; Brassicaceae. The record is from RefSeq and is a predicted model, not a curated record.
GCCUUCUACAACAAUGGCUGGAGCAGCGGACAAAUUAGCAUGGUACUUGGUGAUAACACAUACUCGGUGUGUCUCUAUACUUCUAUGGAAACUAUUCUAUUCAAACAUUCAGAUUUGCGAAUUCAUAGAGAAUGGAAAGAUGGAGUCUGGAAGAUGGCAGAUAAGGUGAAGCCUGAUAAGAAAAGGAAAGCUGCUGCCUCAUCACAAAAUUCAGGAAUGGAUAAUGUUUUCCUAAGAAGGAGCGAGAGGGUGCCUAAACGAUCUAGAGACACAAAAACUCCAUUCAAGUCUGACAGAAAUCCGGCUUUAACUGUAAUACCUGAGAUUAUACCUGCAGUUGAUCCGUUUUCAACUCCUGCGGAACAUAAGCUUUCAAGGCUUCAAAAUUGGAUGACAUUAAAGCCCGGCAUGCAUGAAACGUAAGCAUGUUUCUGUCCUUGUCUAUAUAUUCUUAUAUUUAUGUAUAAGAGGUUUGGUAAUUCCUUUGAAUCUUUAAUCGACUGCAGGUCCCUAUCAAUCAAUGAUAAUAAGAUAAGGAAAUCUUUCUUUCAAAGCAUGGAAAAUGCAAAAAAGGA